Molecule: messenger RNA, 2237 nt
Organism: Xyrauchen texanus (razorback sucker)
Lineage: Eukaryota; Metazoa; Chordata; Actinopteri; Cypriniformes; Catostomidae
Product: PTB domain-containing engulfment adapter protein 1-like
Exons: 13
Coding region: 448-1344 (298 amino acids)
Source: RefSeq, a predicted model, not a curated record
GCGUGUGUGUGUGUAUGAUGAGAGAGUGAGAGUGUGGAAGACAGUCCACUCAGGACGGGCGAAGGAUUCAUGUUUUUUCGGUGAGUGAAUCUAGCGCUUGGAGAGUAAAUACUGUGAAGAUCGUGGAUUGUUUUCGUACAUCGCUUCUCUGUGGAAAAGAAACUUCAAGUCCUGAAAAGUUUAUUCUUAUCUGAUGGAUUCUGCUGGCAGAGGAACCCACCUUAAAUGAAAUGCUGAAAUUCAGAGAGGAUCUCUGCUGUUCUUGAGACACCUCGUUUGCAAACCCACCGCCCUUUUCACUUCAUUACUGCACACAUCCCUAUCUGUCCCACAGCUGAAAACUAUUAAACACUGCUGGAACUUCCUCCUUAGUAUCCCAGUUUCUGUGGAAGCAAGUAGAGGUGGCACAUUCCAGGAAAUCACAGCUGAGACAGAGCGUUUUCAAGUAUGAACAGGGCAUUUAACAGGAAAAAAGAUAAAUCAUGGAUGCACACUCCAGAAGCACUGGCUAAGCAUUUUAUAGCAUACAAUGCCAAGUUUCUGGGGAAUACAGAGGUUGAUCAACCCAAAGGUACAGAAGUUGUGAAAGAUGCAGUGAGAAAGCUCAAGUUUCAGAGACACAUUAAGAAGUCAGAGGGACAGAAGAUCCCAAAAGUGGAAUUACAAAUCUCCAUCUAUGGCGUGAAAAUAUUAGAUCCUAAAUCAAAAGAAGUACAAUACAACUGUCAGUUGCACCGGAUAUCCUUCUGUGCAGAUGAUAAAACGGAUAAAAGGAUAUUCACGUUCAUUUGUAAAGAUUCCAACAAACAUCUCUGCUAUGUGUUUGACAGUGAAAAAUGUGCAGAGGAGAUAACUUUGACCAUUGGCCAAGCAUUUGACUUGGCAUACAAGAAGUUUCUGGAGUCCGGGGGAAAAGACGUAGAGACGAGGAAACAGAUAGGAGGCCUGCAGAAAAAAAUUCAAGAUCUUGAAGCUGAAAAUUCAGAGUUGAAGAAGCAGUUACAAGUCUUAGAAGAGCAACUAAUGAUUGCUCAAGUUCCUCCUGGCAACAGCAUGUCCUCAAAAACCUCCACAGACAUAUUUGACAUGGUUCCAUUUUCUCAAAUGACCCCACUGGUUCCAUUACCAGCAAGUAAUGGCUCAGCCCUUCCACCCCCAGCGAGUUCUACAGAGAUUAGAAGAGACCUGUUUGGUGCAGAGCCAUUUGACCCUUUCACCUGCGGGUCAGCUGAUUUCCCCCCCGACAUCCAGUCCAAGCUGGAUGAGAUGCAGGAGGGGUUCAAAAUGGGACUAACAGUAGAAGGCACUGUCUUUUCCCUUGAUCCACUAGACGGUCGCUGCUGAUUUCAAGAAUAUAUUCUUGUCACAUUCAUGUUAAACCAUUUGUAUUACAGUGCCAAACUCGGGUUUAUAGUCAAGAUGUCAGUCUUAUCUUGUGUUUAUUUUUAUGUAUUUUCAUUUGAAUUUGGUUUACAAAAGGUAUAUUGAAAAAUAAGCAGUAGAUCACUAUUUUUGUAAGAACUAAAAAACUGAAACUGAAAUAGUAAUGAAGUUUUAACACUCUUUGCUUUUACAGGCAAUGAAGGAUGUAGAAAGUAUGUUUAAUUGCACACUAACAAGUUUCACAACUGUUAUCAAACUACACAUACCAACAGCAUUUUUUUUAAAAGUCACACUACAACUCAUAAAAAUGUCUCUAAUGCUAAUGAUAUUUUCUUUUACAUUAUUUUGUAUAUAUAUUUUUAACACUUAAUGCAUUACCAUACGUAAUACAUGGGGUAAACAACUAAAAAAAACAGAUCACAUGGAAAACUAUGAUAUCAUUUUUGUUUAUUGCAAUAGAGUCAUGAAAAUGCAGUAUUUUACAGGAUUGGAAUAUUUCCACACUAACAUGUAUUGCAGUUUAAUUUUAUUGUAUCUAUUUUAGCAUCCUCUUGCACAAGGAAGCACUUUGUAAGAGCUUUGUUCAUGUAUUAUUGUUGUCACUAUGUAUGCAUUAUUUUAGCCUUAGCUGUUGUAGUCAUUAAAAGGAAACGGUACAAAUCUCUGUGUGAUUUGUUUUAUAAUAUGCCUUUCUUAAACCUUUAACUUAAUUAAAUAAGAGACAUCAGUGGAUGGCUCUUCCUCUGUCUUGGCUGGAGAGGGUCGCUUUGAUAAAAAUGAAUGUCCUGCCCCGCUUAUUGUAUCCAAUGCAAAUGAUUCCUGUUUUAUUGUCUAAGAAGGUCAUAAAAGAGCUG